Molecule: messenger RNA, 339 nt
Organism: Linum tenue
Lineage: Eukaryota; Viridiplantae; Streptophyta; Magnoliopsida; Malpighiales; Linaceae
Source: the annotation of a GenBank genome assembly
AUCAGGGAGCGUGAGAAUAAAAAGCGGGCUCUGCUGCAAGCCCAAUUCAUACCUUUCUCGGCCUUUUGGCUAAGAUCAAGUGUAGUAUCUGUUCUUAUCAGUUUAAUAUCUGAUACGUGGGUCAAUGGCCCACACGAUAUUAAAUUAAUUUUUUUAGGGGGAGAGGCCCAUCACUGGAGCUUGCUUCAGGGGCUUCUCAAGUGUCGCCCAUGCGUUGCACUAUUGCACGGGCCUGGCGCACCUCACCAAUUUCAGUUUAAUGAUUUUUCAAUUGGGCUUAAAGUUAAUAAUAUUGGUCCAUUUUGUAUUGAAGGAAGAAUCACUUGCUUCAUUAAGUAA